Myotis lucifugus (little brown bat) is the source of this 6574-nucleotide messenger RNA. RefSeq names its product methyl-CpG binding domain protein 5 (gene MBD5). Gene Ontology annotation, molecular function: chromatin binding; DNA binding. The coding region runs from base 858 to 6059 and encodes 1733 amino acids. Gene Ontology annotation, cellular component: nucleus; chromocenter. The transcript is spliced from 12 exons. Lineage: Eukaryota; Metazoa; Chordata; Mammalia; Chiroptera; Vespertilionidae. The record is from RefSeq and is a predicted model, not a curated record.
AGAGAGAAGAGGUACUCCCAUGUAGGGAUUCCUAAAGGCAUAGAGCACCUAGAGAUUUGCUGCCUCCAUUACGCUGCUGGGUCUCACAGCACUUGUUAUGUUUUUAAGUUUCUCUCCAGAAGAGAUUGGAAACCCAAGUGCCUACAGAGGCCAGUCUGGUGGGAAUGAAGCAGGAAGCCACAGCAGUGACCUGGAGAGCCAAGUUCUUUCUGAAGGAGCAGCCGCUGCUCUGGUCCAGAUAAUUGUUGCAAGGCAGGAAUGUUAACCUAGUGAUGCCACUUUGUCCAGUUUAUCAGGCUACAUUAUUGGAAUUUUGAAGACAUGAAAACAUCAGAUGAACCAACCUGCAACAUCUUGGAUUCAGAUUGGAAGAUGAAGAGAAAGUUUAAAGAAUGUGGCCUAUAAAGGCGGGUAGUACCUGGAAAUAUUAACCGACUCGCAUUGUAAAAAUGAGACUGGUUUCUAAAGAGUAGAGAUUAUUUUAGUCCAACAUCAAGGUUCAAGACAAAAUGUUGAACUAAAAACUUUACCCCCCUCCCCUCCCCCACUUCAGACAGGUACCAGCAUUAGUGAAUAUGAUUUUCCUUAGCCAGAAGCACUCCGCUUUACCCAUGUAGACCAUCCUUAGGAAUUAAAUAUUGGUUAUUUAAUGUAGAUUAUAAUGGGAAACUGAUUUUUUCCACAAUGGCAGAUUUCAAGGACUUGGUUCCAAACUGAGCCGGAGCAUCCCAGUGCAUUGUGUACAGUCUGGGAACAACUAUGCUGCACUGGCCGUUUUUGAAGGCCAUCAUGCCCUGUAAUAUAAGGAUAUCAUCUUCUUGCUGAUAUCUUUGGAGAGUCCCAAGCAGACACAGAAAAUGAAUGGAGGCAAGGAGUGUGACGGAGGGGACAAGGAUGGAGGUCUUCCAGCGAUACAAGUUCCUGUGGGUUGGCAGCGCCGUGUGGAUCACAAUGGAGUGCUUUAUGUCAGUCCCAGUGGGUCUUUGUUAUCUUGCUUGGAGCAGGUUAAAACAUACCUGCUUACUGACGGAACAUGCAAGUGUGGCUUGGAAUGUCCUCUUAUUCUUCCCAAGGUGUUUAAUUUUGAUCCUGGAGCUGCUGUGAAGCAGAGAACUGCAGAAGAUGUUAAAGCCGAUGAAGAUGUCACAAAGCUAUGCAUCCAUAAAAGGAAAAUCAUCGCAGUGGCCACACUUCAUAAAAGCAUGGAAGCCCCACAUCCUUCUCUGGUGCUUACCAGUCCCGGAGGAGGAACAAAUGCGACUCCAGUGGUACCUUCACGGGCAGCAACUCCAAGAUCCGUAAGAAAUAAGUCUCAUGAAGGAAUUACAAAUUCUGUAAUGCCUGAAUGUAAGCAUCCUUUCAAGUUAAUGAUGGGAUCAUCCAAUGCCAUGGGAAGGCUCUAUGUACAAGAACUGCCUGGAAGCCAGCAACAAGAACUCCACCCCGUCUACCCCCGGCAAAGAUUGGGCAGCAGUGAACAUGGACAGAAAUCUCCAUUCCGUGGCAGCCAUGGAGGCCUGCCCAGCCCAGCGUCGUCAGGAUCCCAGAUUUAUGGAGAUGGCUCAAUCUCUCCGAGGACUGACCCACUUGGAAGCCCUGAUGUUUUCACAAGAAAUAAUCCUGGUUUUCAUGGAGCUCCCAAUUCCAGUCCUAUUCACCUGAGUAGGACUCCUCUCUCUCCACCUUCAGUAAUGCUACACGGUUCUCCUGUACAGUCAUCCUGUGCAAUGGCUGGAAGGACUAAUAUACCUCUUUCCCCAACCUUGACUACAAAGAGUCCAGUAAUGAAAAAACCAAUGUGUAAUUUUUCAAAUAAUAUGGAAAUACCACGAGCAAUGUUCCACCACAAACUACCCCACGGCCCACCUCCCCCUCCUCCACCUUCUUGUGCUCUUCAGAAAAAGCCAUUAACAUCUGAGAAAGAUCCACUUGGCAUUCUUGACCCUAUUCCUAGUAAACCGGCGAAUCAGAACCCUGUUAUCAUUAAUCCAACUAGUUUCCAUUCAAAUGUCCACUCUCAGGUACCUGUGAUGAAUGUAAGCAUGCCUCCUGCUGUUGUUCCUUUGCCAAGUAAUCUCCCUUUGCCAACCGUGAAACCUGGUCACAUGAAUCAUGGGAGUCAUGUUCAAAGAAUUCAGCAUUCAGCUUCAACCUCCCUGUCCCCUUCUCCAGUGACAUCCCCAGUGCACAUGAUGGGGGCUGGAAUCGGAAGGAUUGAGGCUUCGCCCCAAAGAUCACGCUCAUCUUCCACAUCAUCAGAUCAUGGAAAUUUCAUGAUGCCACCUCUAGGACCCCAAGCGGCUUGCAGUGGUAUUAAGGUUCCACCCAGGUCUCCAAGGUCAACAAUAGGGUCCCCACGGCCAUCAAUGCCAUCAAGCCCUUCCACCAAGUCCGAUGGACAUCAUCAGUACAAGGAUAUCCCUAACCCAUUAAUUGCUGGAAUGAGUAAUGUACUAACUACCCCAAGCAGUGCCGCUUUUCCUGCUGCACCUGCCGGAAGUGGUUCUGUAAAGAGUCAGCCUGGUUUGCUGGGAAUGCCUUUAAAUCAGAUCUUGAACCAGCACAAUGCUGCCUCCUUUCCAGCAAGUAGUUUACUCUCAGCAGCAGCCAAAGCACAGCUAGCAAAUCAAAACAAACUUGCUAGUAACAACAGUAGCAGCAGUAGCAAUUCCGGAGCUGUUGCUGGCAGUGGCAACACUGAAGGACAUAGCACUUUAAACACCAUGUUCCCUCCUACUGCCAACAUGCUUCUCCCAACAGGUGAAGGGCAAAGUGGUCGAGCAGCGCUAAGAGAUAAGCUGAUGUCUCAGCAGAAAGACUCAUUGCGGAAAAGAAAACAGCCUCCUACCACAGUUUUGAGUUUGCUCAGACAGUCUCAAAUGGAUAGUUCUUCAGUUCCUAAACCUGGACCCGACUUGCUGAGGAAGCAAAGUCAGGGUUCUUUCCCCAUCAGUUCAAUGUCUCAGUUACUACAGUCUAUGAGUUGUCAAAGCUCUCACUUGAGUAGCAAUAGUACCCCGGGUUGUGGGGCCUCCAAUACUGCUUUGCCUUGCUCUGCUAACCAGCUGCAUUUUACAGACCCCAGUGUGAACUCCAGUGUUCUUCAGAAUUCACUGACACAGAACAUCCCCGUCCGAGGGGAAGCCGUGCACUGCCACAACGCAAACACUAACUUUGUUCACAGUCACAAUUCAGUCCCCAACCACCAUCUUGCAGGUUUGAUCAAUCAGAUUCAGGCUAGCGGGAACUGUGGGAUGCUCAGUCAGUCGGGCAUGGCUUUAGGAAACUCAUUACAUCCCAAUCCACCUCAGUCAAGAAUUUCAACGUCCUCCACUCCAGUGAUACCAAACAGCAUUGUUAGCAGCUAUAAUCAAACAAGUUCUGAAGCAGGCGGUUCAGGACCCUCAUCCUCCAUUGCCAUCGCUGGCACCAGCCAUCCUGCCAUCACCAAGACAACAUCUGUUCUCCAGGACGGCGUCAUCGUCACCACCGCGGCUGGAAACCCACUGCAGAGUCAGCUGCCCAUCGGGAGUGACUUUCCUUUUGUUGGCCAGGAGCACGCACUUCAUUUUCCAUCCAACAGCACUUCCAACAACCAUCUUCCACACCCCUUGAACCCCAGCCUCCUCAGUUCUCUACCUAUCUCUUUGCCAGUGAAUCAACAGCAUCUCCUAAACCAGAAUCUAUUAAAUAUCCUCCAGCCUUCAGCGGGAGAAGGCAAGUCUGAGAUCAACCUCCACCCUUUAGGUUUUCUCAACCCGAAUGUAAACGCUGCUUUAGCUUUUCUCUCCGGUGACAUGGAUGGGCAGGGAUUGCAGCCUGUCCACUUUCAGCUCUUAGCGGCCCUGCUUCAGAACCAAGCCCACGCAGCUGCCAUGCUUCCCCUGCCAUCUUUCAAUCUGACCAUCUCAGAUCUUUUUCAACAGCAAAAUACCCCUUUACCCUCCUUAACACAGAUGACAGCCCCACCAGACCAUUUGCCAAGCAAUCAGUCAGAGAACAGCCGAGCUGAGACCCUUUUAACCAGCCCCCUGGGGAACCCUUUACCCAGCUUUGCAGGCAGUGACACUCCUUUUAACCCCCUGUUCCUCCCAGCUGUCACUGGGGCCUCAGGAUUAAUGGCCUUGAAUCCCCAGCUGUUGGGAGGUGUCCUGAACUCGGCAUCGGCCAACACCGCUAAUCAUCCAGAGGUUUCCAUAGCAACUUCCUCCCAGGCAACCACUACCACAACCACUACAUCAUCAGCAGUGGCAGCACUGACUGUCUCAACACUUGGUGGGACAGCAGUGGUGUCAAUGGCAGAAACAUUGCUGAAUGUAUCUAAUAGUGCUGGGAACACACCUGGUCCAGCUAAACUCAACAGUAACUCUGUGGUGCCACAGCUACUUAACCCUCUACUGGGGACAGGUCUGCUUGGUGACAUGUCCUCAAUAAACAAUACUUUGAAUAAUCAUCAACUGACUCAUCUACAGUCGCUGUUAAACAACAAUCAGAUGUUUCCUCCAAAUCAGCAGCAGCAGCAGCAGAUUCUUCAGGGGUACCCGAAUCUCCAGGCAUUCCAAGGACAGCCCACAAUUCCCUGCCCAGCUAACAAUAACCCCAUGGCUUGUCUGUUUCAGAACUUUCAGGUGAGAAUGCAGGAAGAUGCAGCUCUCCUAAACAAAAGAACAAGCACUCAGCCGGGGCUCACUGCACUUCCUGAGAAUCCGAACACUACACUUCCACCUUUCCAAGAUACAGCUUGUGAGUUGCAACCGAGGAUUGACCCAUCUCUUGGCCAGCAGGUGAAGGACGGCCUCAUUGUGGGUGGCCAAGGUGAUGCUUCCGUAGAUGCCAUUUACAAGGCAGUUGUCGAUGCUGCCAGCAAAGGAAUGCAGGUUGUCAUCACCACAGCAGUCAACAGUACAACUCAGAUCAGCCCCAUUCCAGCUCUGAGUGCCAUGAGUGCCUUCACUGCCUCGAUUGGUGACCCGUUAAGUCUCCCCAGUGCUGUCAGUGCAGUCAUUCAUGGACGGAACAUGGGCAAUGUCGAUCACGAUGGUAGGCUGAGGAAUGCAAGAGGGCCCCGGCUGCCCAGGAAUCCGGACCAUGGGAAAAACUCACACGAGGGAGAUGGGUUUGAAUAUUUCAAGUCAGCGAGUUGCCACACAUCUAAAAAACAGUGGGAUGGGGAGCAGAGCCCUGGAGGGGAGCGAAACAGGUGGAAGUGUGAGGAAUUUUUAGAUCAUCCAGGCCAUAUUCACAGUAGUCCUUGUCACGAAAGGCCCAACAAUGUCUCUACACUGCCAUUUCUGCCUGGGGAACAGCACCCAAUACUGUUACCACCAAGAAACUGUCAAGGGGAUAAAAUUCUGGAGGAAAAUUUCAGGUAUAAUAACUACAAAAGAACUAUGAUGAGUUUCAAGGAGAGACUAGAGAACACUGUGGAAAGAUGUGCACACAUCAAUGGGAACAGACCUCGACAGAGUCGUGGCUUUGGAGAGCUGCUGAGCACCACAAAGCAAGACCUGGUCCUAGGGGAGCAGUCUCCAAGCUCCUCAAAUAGUUUGGAAAGUUCUCUGGUCAAAGACUACAUCCAUUACAAUGGAGACUUUAAUGCCAAAAGCAUUAAUGGGUGUGUGCCUAGCCCUUCAGACGCUAAAAGCAUUAGUAGUGAAGAUGACCUACGGAAUCCAGACUCCCCCUCUUCAAACGAGUUGAUACAUUAUAGGCCAAGGACGUUCAAUGUUGGCGACUUGGUCUGGGGCCAAAUCAAAGGACUGACUUCCUGGCCUGGAAAAUUAGUAAGAGAAGACGACGUUCACAAUUUAUGUCAACAAAGCCCUGAGGAAGGGAAGGUGGAGCCCGAGAAGCUGAAGACACUAACAGAAGGUUUAGAAGCCUACAGCCGAGCCCGGAAAAGAAACAGAAAAAGUGGAAAGCUAAAUAACCAUUUAGAAGCUGCUAUUCAUGAGGCCAUGAGUGAACUGGACAAAAUGUCUGGGACGGUUCACCAAAUCCCACAUGGAGACAGACAAAUGAGGCCCCCCAAACCCAAGAAGAGGAAGAUCUCCAGAUAACAGGGACUGCUCCACCAUGCACAGUGUUUAUGAAAGGAACGUGCACAGAUAUAUCUGUAUAUAGGUAUUGAUAUAGCCACCGUUAUAUCAAUAUUUAUACUAUGGCAGAGAGCUACAUCCACCACAGGGUGCUAAAAGAAACAGUGAUACAAUAUUUUUUUGAUCAGGAAGGAUAAUGAAUGCUGGAAAAACCAAUCAAAAUCCCUGAGUGAUGGGCGUGAUAAAUGGUCAAGAGAUGACUGAGAAACCCUUUUUUUCUAUAACACUAAAAUUGUGAUUAUAAGAGAUAGUCCAAAUGUUUCUGAAGACUUUUCAAUGUUGUAUAUAGAAAAUACAGAAUUUCAUGGUGAUAUCAGAAAUGUAAAUAUUGUACAAUAUUGUCAUGUACAAGCGUACUUAAUGCACACUUUAUCUUUUAUUGUACAAAGAAAUAGUGUACAAAAUUCUUUGGUUUCUAUGGAGUACACCUACCAGAGACUACCAGUGUAAAGUGAUAAAUAAAAAUACAACCUAAA